AUGUAUAAAACGAAUGGCGACAAGUGGAUUACACGUAGUGAUCGUGACAUAGUGCCAGUUUCGACAGUGCAAGGAUAUGUUCAGAAAGGAUUCUUCUAUAAAUGUCUUCUUAAAGAUAUAUCAGAGGAUGUGGAUGACUUCGGUUUACUUCAUAAACCUACUCGGAUGGCGUUAGCUACACGGAUCCAGAUGUCUAAUUUACCACCUUUGCUAUUACCAGUAGUUGCUGAAGAAUAUGUUCGAGCUCGUAUCUCAUAUGUUGCUGAUUCCAAUAGACUAUUUGUGCAGCUGGAGAAUAAUGCACGAACAAUAAUAAGAAUAAAUGAAGCAGUUAGAAAUCUUGCAAAACAAAAACACAAGCCGUUGUGCAAUCCAGAAUGUGGUACCGUUAUAGGAGCACUAUAUUCACCCGAUCGUUUCUACUAUCGAGCCUCUGUUUGCUCUAAAACAGGCAUUGAUUCUGUGCUUGUUUUUUACAUUGAUUACGGGAAUAUGGCAUCUAUCGACAUCAACGACGCUUUUGUAUUGGAAGAUGCAUAUUUAUUAUCAAUUCCUCCACAGGCUGUACAACUGAUCAUCGAAGAUGUAACGAGACCUCGACUUACUCCGGAACAGAUCAAAAAUUUGCUCACUGAUCAGACUACUGAUGCACAGAUAAAUAGUGUAAGCGAGAAUGGAGAAUCAUUUGUUGCAAAGUUGUUUGUGAAAGAUGAGAAAAACAGAAUUGUUAACCUCACGGAAGUAAUACUCGGUGAAAGACCAGCGCCAACGCUGCCUAUCCCAAAACCGGUUACUACUGACAGUUUUUGGAGUGCUGAGAACGAGUCGGUGGAGUAUACAUGCCAAAAUAAAAACUGGAAGAGAGCUUACGAGAAUAAUUGUAAAGCAGGAAAUUUUUCAAACAAUUUUCGCAGUAACAGCGGCCCCAAUUUUAACGACUACAGCGGUGAGAAUGCUACUAGAACAGGUGAUAGAACAUAUCGUAAUUACGGAGAAGCUGGUCAGUAUUCGAUUUAUCGAAGUGGUUUUGUUAAAGAUGAAAGAGAUAAUGAAAGAUUCAGGCGUAGUAGUAAUUAUACUGGAUCUUCUCGUUCCAGCAAUAGCAGAACUAAAGGGCGUAAUGGUGAUACUAGCUUUCGUUCAGGACUUGCUGAAUCGAUAGGGAGCCGUCAUAUAUCAGAAAGAAGAAAUCAUUCGCCUCGUCCUUUUUUGGACCGUAAUAUUAAUAUUGAUGAUACCUCUGCUGACGUAAGCGGUUGGAAGUCGGGUGAUUGGGUAAUGGCAUCUGAUACAAAUGUGGCAAAAAGUGAACUGGAGUGCUUUUUAAAUGGUGAUUUCAAAAAAAAGGUCCAUACAAAGAAAAAUAUGCAGAACUGGUCUGUGAAUGAAGGUGCAUGGGAAGUAAAUAAUGUUAGUUGCAAACUUGUCAAUAAUGGGGAUCAAAUCGAAAUAUCAAAAAAUGCUACGGUCAAUUCAGGACACGAUGUUUUUAUCGAUGCUGGUAACUGCAGAAGUGCAGAUUCUUAUACCGAAUCGGCUGAAUCUUCUGAAAUUUUGCCGACAAAUGCAUCUGAGGUUGCAGUGUCAUUUGAUUUGAAAGUUGGUGCUGAAGAAGCCGAUGGUGCUAAAACUAUAGCUAAUAAAGAUCUUUCAAACAAUAAGAAAGAGUUGUCAUCAGUUGUACUCAAUCGUAUCGAACCAUCAAACCUUGGUGAAAUUAAAUUCGGUGAUACCGUUGAUGGUCUUCUCUCAGAUAACUUGGAGGAACCUGACCCAUUAUCAUUUUUUGUGCAGUUGAACCGUGACAAGAAUAACAUUGAGCAUUUGAUGUUGUCGGAUACACAACUGCCAGUCAAUCUUCCAAAUCUAUCUUCUUUCGAAAUUUCUCAAGCUUGUGUUGCCCUCUUCAUGGGAGAUUAUUAUCGAGCAGAGAUCAUUGGCGAAGAAAAUAAUAAGAAAAAAAUCCUGUUCGUUGAUUAUGGUAACGUGGAAUAUAUGGAUGCAUCUAUGCUUUAUGUUAUUAAUAAUUCCCUUCCCCAGGAGUUCUACACGUCAAGAAGAAUGGCAUUCCAUUGCCGGUUGCAUGGUGUUAUGCCUGUAGCUUAUAAACACACAUUCGACUCAGACGCUCGGAGAUUAUUCUCGGAAUUAAUCGCUGAUCAGAAGCUACUCAUUUGUUUCUUACAGCAGUCAGUCAAAGGUAUUUAUGAAGUAACGAUUAUGCUCAGUAAUGGACGCAUCGUUUCCGAUAUCCUGAUCUCAAGAGGUUUCGCAGUUCCAUUCAAAUGGGGCAUUGGACCAUCGUUUCCACUUUAUGAAACAUUGCACAUUCUUCGAUCCGACGAACUUGAUCAUGUUCAUCCUGUAUUUACUGUUCAGUUAUCAGAUAGCCUUCCACAGCUUGAGCGGUUAAACAACGAAUAUGUGGAUAGCAAAAAAAUAAUGGAAGCACCACAAAUUGGUGAUGUUGUUAUUUCAUACUUCGAAGAAUCACCGUAUCGAGCAGAAAUCAUUGCCAUUGAAAUUGACAAUGGUAAUACAGUAUAUCGUGUGCGUUAUGUUGAUUAUGGGAAUGAAAGCAUAUGCAGUAAAGAAGAAUUAUUCGAGUUGGAUAGGGAUCAGCAACCUGAUGAAAUAAUUUAUACUCCUCGACAAGGUUUCCGAUGCCUAAUUGAUGGUGUACGACCUUUAAGUUGUAAGGCAGAGUGGUCUGAAGAAGUACAGAAAUGCAUCGACAAUUUGUUAGCUCCUUCCGCUUCAUUUGAAGCUGUUGCUGGUAGUCCAAGUGUAGAUGGAGUUUAUCCUAUUAGGAUCAUGGUACUCAAAAAUCAACUGAAUGAAAAAAGUGACAUCGGAAAUGGUGAAACUGAUAACGCAAAUGAUAAAGUUGAACUGGCAAGCUGGUUGAUUUCAAAGGGUUAUGCAGAAAUGCAGAAUAUUUGGCGAGACUAUCCAGUGAAGAAUUUGUUAUCCGAUGGGGAACAUGAAUAUGAAAUGUUCAUCACAGAAGUCGAUGGACAGAUCAUUCGUGCACGGCCAUAUGUUUUUGUUGAACAAUAUAAUAAAAUGAAGAAGGCACUUGCUAACAUUGAAGCAGUUCCUCUUCUGACUAAUGUAGCUACUGGUUUAAUUUCUUUGAACAACGAAAAUAAACGUGCAGUGUUGAUCUCCUCAACGAAUAAUGAGACGUCGACGAAGUAUUUAUUGGUUGAUGAAGGUAUUUCUAUUGAAAGAACAUCCAUACAAUUUUCUGGCACUGAUAAAUUAUGUGAUUCUGACGGAUUUUUGGUACGAACAUGCCAUCGUUUGUCAGUGCAGCUUAGGCUCACUGACAUUUUGCUUGAUAAGAAAUCCAGAGAAAUGAUAAUGAGUAGUGCAGCAAGUGGACCAGCUAAAGUCAUUCUUGUUGAGUACAGUGGUGAUAAUUGCUAUCAAAUAACUGAUAUUUUAUUCUCUGAUGGCACAACUUUAUUAGAGAAACUCAAAGAAACAAUUGUUGAAAAAGAAUCACCAGAUUUUGUUACUAGUAAUUUUGAAGAAGCUGGGACAAGUUUAAAUGAAGACAAAAAAGCAGCAGAUUCGAGACUACUAAUUAAUGAAGCGGAGCGAAUUGAAUGCGGGGAAAUUUUGAUCGCUAAUGAGAAUCCUAAUUGGACAUCUGAGCCUUCGGAAAUGUCAAAUGGUAUUUUCGACGGUAUGCAUGAAGAAGAUAGAACAAUCGAACCUGAAAUUAUUUCUUUUCUAAAUUCACUGUUAGCACGGUUUUAA
Molecule: messenger RNA, 3768 nt
Organism: Brugia pahangi
Lineage: Eukaryota; Metazoa; Nematoda; Chromadorea; Rhabditida; Onchocercidae
Source: the annotation of a GenBank genome assembly